GAGAGGCGACGGGACGGCGACUGGGCCAGUCAGUUGCUCUUUGGCGGCCGCCGGUGUAACGCGGUUUCUUGCCGCGUCGUGGUGACUCUUAUACACGUGUUUCCUUUUGCGGUGGAUUCCGUGUGAACAUUUCGUCUUUUUACGGUGAGGAGAGAGAUCUCUUGGAUAACUGAAAUUGAAGGUCGAUCACUUCCCUACCAUAGUGAUAAGUUAUAUUUACAAAAUUGUGAUAAACAUCAUUUGAUCCAACUUUGAACGAAGUUGGAAGUUUUUUUUUUUUAAACCAAACUUGUUACUUCCUGAAAAGAAAUUUAUUUCUGAAAAGCCAUUUUGACUUCAGAAAUACUGAAUCACUGGAUAUAUACAUAAACUGAAAUGACUUCAUGGUUACUCGUGCCAAACUACUACUACAAUUUAGUGUUUGUGAAGAUGGGUAGCAGAGUUGACUUCAUCUUAAAUUUAUAUCUUCUGCUCGCUAUUUGCCAAAUAGGUGGGUCCGGCGCUGAUGGAGGAGGCCCAGGACUCACUGUGACGCCUCCUUCUCAUGUAGUGUUUUCUUCAGAGACUGGAGUGGUAGUGGGCUGCGUGGCAGAGGGCUCUCCGCCCCCCAUGAUCACGUGGGUUACGCGAGAAGGACGCCCCCUCCCUAAUUACUCCCCAUACAUCGACAUUCUGGCUAAUGGGUCUCUUGUGCUCAAGCCAUUUCAACCCGACAGAUACAGGGCCGAUGUCCAUGCCGCUACGGUGAGAUGUCGAGCCUCCAACACGCACGGCACUGUCAUAUCUCCACCAGUAACUCUUCAAGCAGUUGUUUGGCAAGAAUUCACCAUCCGAGGAGAGAGCGGGCGAGCAGUUUUGGGUGGGUCUGUGCUGCUGAAAUGCCUCCUUCCUGCCCAUUUGUCCAAAGUGGUCACGCCGACGGCAUGGGAAAUGCCCACCCAUACCAUCUAUCCUACUUCCACACCAGAAGGUCGAUAUCUGAUGGUGGGCACCGACGGAGACCUACUGGUUCGAGGGGUGACUCAGGAAGACGCCUUCACCGAAUUCAAGUGUCGUGUCAGAGAUCAGGUGAACGGCGGACGGGAGAUGAUCUCUAGGGAGCCAGCCAAGAUCAUAGUCCUCGAACACGGCGAACCCUCCAGGCCUUCCAUUAUGGACCAGCAACGUUCUGUUACCGUUCCUGAAGGAUCGUCUCUGGUGCUGCCCUGCAUAGCCACUGGAACUCCAACGCCCACUGUCAGAUGGAAUAAUUAUAUUGGCACUGAAUUCCGAAACAGUUUGGGAGGCCACAUGAUGGGUCACCUGAGUAAUCCUCACUCGUCAGGUCCUGCCGUGGGAUCCGAUGUCCUGGUCAUCGAAAGCGCGCAGUCCUCUGACGGCAGGAGUUACACCUGUACUGCUAACAACUCCAUAGGAGCUGAUCAGGUCACCGUCGAGGUAGUGGUGGAACCUCGCCUGACAGUCGCCGUGACGCCUCCCGAGGUGACGGUUAACCUCGCGGGCACGGCGACCUUCUCUUGCAGAGUUUCAGAUCCUGCAGCUGCUGUGUCUUGGUACUACAAUGGGUCCCCCAUCAAUGGCAAUGGCCGUAUAGUGGCAGCAGGAGGUCAGCUCAUCAUAACGAGUGUGACCCGAGAUGACCCCGGGAUGUAUCAGUGCCAGGCCUCUAGGUCAACCAGGGCUGCCCAGCAGGCGUCUCAGCUGAUCCUGGCAGAUUCCAAACCGGUCCUGCAAUACAGGUUUAUAGAGCAGACCAUCCAACCGGGCCCUUUUUUCAGUGUCCCCUAAAGUUGCUCCUGCGUUAAAAAAGCCGAAUCCCCCCCCCCAACGCCCUCCAUCACGUGGACGCUGGAUGGGUUGCCCAUCCCGCAAUCGGACAGGGUUGUUGUGGGAAUGCAAGAGGGGAGCCGAGGGGAAGUGGUGGGACACGUCAACAUCUCCCACACAAGAGCUGAAGACGGAGGCAGAUAUCAGUGCACAGCCUCCAACGUCGCUGGCUCCGUUUAUCAUAGAGCGAGGCUUAACAUUUACGGCCUUCCUGUGGGACGCCCCUUGGCCACUGUGACGGCUGUAGCAGGACAACCGCUCGAGUUGAGCUGCCCUGUGGCUGGUUAUCCUUUCCACUCAUUUACUUGGAGUAAAGAUGGGGAGACCAUGGACGAGAGUAUGGGGCUCAGAGUCGACGCCGAUGGGACGCUGAUCAUGGAGCGGGUGAGGCAUUCGACUGACGCCGGGGUAUACACCUGUACAGCCUCCACCAAGCAAGGUCGGGCAACCACCGGCUCAGCUCAGGUCUCUGUCUUGGUACCCCCCCGUAUAGAUCCUUUCUCGUUCAACGACGGUUUAUCGGAGGGCAUGCGAACUCAGGUGAUGUGUGGGGUCAGCCAAGGGGACCCGCCCCUGACCAUAGAAUGGCUGAAGGAUGGGCGCUCCCUCACUAUAACCAGGCCACCUAAUAUUCAGGCGAGAGCCUACGACGGUUUUUCAAGUGUCCUGGUCGUAAGUUCCUUGACUGCAGGACACUCGGGCCGAUACACUUGCCAGGUCCGAAAUGCGGCAGCCGUCGAGAGCUACACAGCCACGCUCACCGUGUCCGCACCUCCUGCAUGGGUACUGGAGCCUAGAGACAGUCACGUGAUCCGAGGACAGUCUCUCGUAGUCGACUGCGCUGCCAGAGGAUACCCAGAACCCUCUCUCACCUGGAAGAAGAAAGUUGGCAGUGGAUCCGAUGCCUACAGAAGCAUUGAGAUGGCGAGGCCGAGGGCAGAGCAGCUCUCCAAUGGGUCCUUGUAUAUCGCAAGAGCAGAGCCGGAACAUACUGGUACCUACGCCUGCCAUGCAUCUAAUUCGGUGAACCAUAUCUCAUCGACCAUCAGCGUUCUGGUUAAUUCUGCGCCAUACUUCCUCGGAGGGACAAGUUCGGAGGAAGUUCGUGCUGGGGAGACGGCCGUCCUCGAGUGCAAGGUGAAAGGAGAUACUCCUCUAACACUCAGCUGGACCUUCCGAGGAGCGCCUCUUCAUAGCACUUCCAGAUAUACUGAAAACGAAAAGGUUGACCCAGAUGGAUCAUUGGUCGGGAAGAUCGAAAUCUUAUCCGCCUCCCAGCCAGAUGCCGGCGAUUACACCUGCACUGCCCACAACGACUUCGGGAGGAAUUCCCGUAUCAUCACGCUCAGCGUCCAUGAGCCUCCUUCGCCCCCACGAGGACUUCAAGUCGUGUGGAGGGGCUCAAGAUCCGUCAGGGUAUCGUGGGCAGUCCCCGAACCUUCUCCCUCCUCGUACGUCCUUCAGUACCGCGAGGCUUCCGAGGGCUGGAGCGAAUCCCGCGAACUGACUAUCCAGGCGUUGGCUUUCGCACCCUCAGGAGGAAUCGAAAUCUCGCCUCUCAUCCCCGCCGCCAGCUACGUCGUUAGGGUGUCCGCCGUCAACCACCUUGGAAGGUCGCCCGCAUCGGAGGACCUCCGAUUCACAACUUCGCCCGAGAAGCCAGGGGCGGCGCCCGUAGACGUCCGUGCAGAAUCCACCGGGCCUCGCGAGAUGAAGGUGUCGUGGAGGCCUCCGCCCAGAUCUCGAGCUCAUGGGACCAUACUAGGAUUCUACCUGGGCUAUGCCCCGGCUCUCCUGCACUCAAGCUCAUCAGGAAGCCCUCAGUACAAUUUUACAACCAUAGAAGAGUCUCAAGGCUUAAGCGCCCCCGAGGAAGGCUUGAGAUCUGACGGAGAAGUCAUAAGAGCCGGAACAUAUCCGGCAGGCGUCAUGAAAGGGGUCGGGGGCGCCCUUGGGGGAAAUGCUGUGGGGGAGGCGGAAAGACUGUGGAUCGUGAGGGUCAGAGGCCUUCAGCCUUACACCGACUACCACGUGGUGGUCCAGGCCUUCAACAGCGAGGGCUCAGGUCCUCUUAGCGCUCCAGUGGCCGUCACGACCAGGGAGGAAGCACCCGGAGGACCCCCAUUCGAUUGCAGAUGCAUUAGUCUCUCUUGGGAUAGUAUCCAAGUUUCCUGGGGCUCUCCCGAUCACCGUCUUCAUCAUGGAAUCCUGAAAGGAUACAGGCUUGAGUAUGAAAGGUGGGAUGGAUGGAGCGAUACCGUUCAAAAGUCCCAGACAACCUCCAUGACAUCAGUUGUGACAGGACUCGAAGCUGCAACCAACUACAGCAUAAGAGUGAGGGGUUACAACAGUGCCGGCGAUGGCCCUUGGUCGCCUUCGAUUGUCUGCACAACGCAUGAAGACAUACCGGGUCGUGUGUCAGCAAUCAAAGCUGUCGUCUCCGGCCCUUAUUCGUUUGUAGUGUCAUGGUCUCCGCCGUCAAAGCCUAAUGGUCACAUUGUGUCUUACAAAGUCACAUGGAGAGUCGUCGGUGCAAGGCUGGGAGGGGGUCGUGGCACAGAGGGCGUCAGCACAGUGGCUGGCAUAGAGGCAUUUAUUAAGGUGGACAAUGUCCAAGGAAAACUGGUUGAGGUUGAAGUUGUAGCAGCGACUCGUGAAGGCGAGGGUCCUCCCACAGCUGCUCGGGUCACCCUGACCAAAAGUGUCCCAGCUGCCAUUUUCUCUACGUCUUCUGUCAUCAAAGCCAAGAGGGGAGAAGAUGUAACCUUACCCUGUGGUCACGUUGGUGAUCCACAACCAUUGUUGGUGUGGACUUACCAAAAUAAACAAGUUAUUGAGGAGAGACGGAUGGUCAAGAGUGACGGAGGUCUUCUGGUCCAAGAUGUGCAGAGACAAGAUUCAGGCAACUAUACUUGUACUGUUACCAAUAUUCAUGGCUCUGAUCACUUCACCCAAUAUUUGACCGUCUUAGUUCCUCCAUCGGCACCUUUGGUCUUAGCUUCAUCUUCCUCAGAGAGCAGCAUUCAGGUCGAGUGGAAACCUGCUGACGAUGGUGGUUCCCCUGUCGUUGGCUAUUCACUCUACUACAGGAAGGACCAUGGUGCCUGGACUCAGAUUAAUCUCCACCGCCAUACACACUCCCAUGUCCUAACUGGCCUGGAAUGCGGGUCUCGGUACCACCUGUACGUCGUAAGCCACAACGCCGUCGGGGGGAGCCCCAGCAGCAGCACCGCCGUCGUUAGGACUUUGGGAGGUCCUCCUCAGCCACCUCAACCUCAACACUUCUUCUCGUUCAACUCCUCGAGCAUCGCCAUUUUCCCGAAAGCGUGGAGAGCUCAAGGUUGUCCCAUCUCCCACUUGGUGCUGGAGUAUCGUCGACACAACGACCUGCACUGGAUCCAAGUGUCGAGUGGGUGGCCCAAGGAGAAUCGGGUGGAUGUCGGGGGCUUAGAGCCCUCUUCCAGAUACGCCCUCAGAGCGACAGCAGUCACGAGCGCAGGUUCCACGACUCACAGCUAUUCCUUCGCAACGUUGACUGCUUCUGGAGAAGUGUCACCUGUGUGGUCUGAGGACGGGUGGAGGCAGUGGGGGUCGUGGAGGGUACUGCUGCCGCUCUUGACCUCUGUCAUCGCCCUCGCUUCUUCCCUGACCCUCGUCUGCUACUGCCUCAGGAAAAAAAUACCUCCUGGUGGCAGCGGAAAGGAGGCCAGUGAAGACGAAGAGAAGCGCACUUCGACCAGUGACGUUAUGGACAACAAACACAACAUGGCCCAGAGGGAGCAAUACUACGCCACCAUCAGGAAGGUGAACCAUAGAGACAAUCAGAGCGACACUGCUCCAGAAGAUGCUGAUGAUAUUUAUCCCUAUGCCACUUUUCCAUCGUCUAAUCAGGGAAAUCAAGAAUCCAGCCAUAUUCCCUUGAUGACAAUAUACCAAACUCAUAAUUACGAAAAGGACAAAACAUAUGGCGAAAGCAAGCAGAAGAGAGACAGCCGUGUCCCUGGCCAGAUGGUUAGUCGUGGCCGAAGUCGUAGCCACGGUGGAGGUGUUGACAGCGACGACUAUCAGAUGUUGGGUUCAGAGACCGAAACCGAACACGGCGGAGUCUCUUCAAGAACGGAAUCCUCCAACCAGCUGGACGACGUCCUGUCCAUACGAGACCAGUCGGUCUACAGCAGGGACUCGGUCUACUCUCGAGACAGUGCAAGAACCCUACCGGUCAAGGACCCAAGGGAUGUUGGGUUGAAGAAGGAAAGAGAGGGCACUGGAAACGCCGCCAGUCAGCAGGGAUUCCAGCAAAGGAUUCACCACAACCUGCUGUACCACGCCGAGUCGAGCACCUCCCCUGAACCCUCCCCCACCACUGAACGAAAGUCUUUCCUCCGUCACGCAAGAGCAAGGUCCCGUGUGACAGUGGAGGGCGUGAAGGCUGUGCUGGGAGGGCUCCAUGUGAAUGCAGCGGCAACGCCUCCUGCGGCCAUGCCUCCGUCCUACCCUGGGGUCGUGGGGCACCACCUCUCAGGGCGCCCCAGCCGCAGAGGCCGAAGCCAAGACCCGCCGGAGGUGAGUGAGGCGGAGUGUGAUCGCGACAUCCUUCCGCCCCCCCGAUGGUACAGUGACGCCAAGUUCAGAGGGCGGAAUUCGGUCGAUUACUCCAUCGACGUCUAAGAGAGAGACUCAAACAGAUGUGAAAUUAAUUUUGAUACGCAUGGAAGCUGCAGGCUUAUAAGUCAGUGUCUGAGACCUCCAUAUUUUUCAGUAAAUGUAACAACAUUGUUGUACGUAUUCAUUGUCUUUCCUUAAACUGUUGCCCUGUCUCAGUGUUAUAUUGAAGUUCAAGUGGAUCAAGUCUUUCUGACUAAACGAACUUCACUGUACAAACUUCAUUAGAUUGAGUACCGUUGGUUACAGUAUUGAAUUUUAUCGAGUCCAAAUUAGAUUUUUUUUCAGGAAGGCUCAAUUAAUUCUUAAAAUUACAUAAUUUUUCUUCAUCUAUCGUGACGGUCUGUCUGAUGACAAUAUUUUUCCAAUUAUUCUUGUGAUCUGUGACCUUUCAAAGCAGGAUCUUUGACAAAUAAUCAGUACAAAGCAAUAUGUUUUCGACAGUGAUUAAUGUAAUGGUGAUACGAAUGUUUCACAAUGUCUGCAAAACUGUUUUGUAUUUCGUAUCGUAAAUCUGACCAGUGAAUGCUGUCAACAACAAAAUGUUUAAUUCAGUUUGGCAAAUAUUAAGUCAGUGUACAGAUACAUAAUACGUGUGCUUUGUCAAUGUCUGUUUUUCCUAGUGACUCAUAACAAGGUUUACGUCUUUCAGUGUGUGAUCCCCGUUGCGAAAAAAAACAUCAAAACUUGCUUAAAGGUAAUUUUAUUUUGAAUUACAGUUAUCAUUACGUCUCUCUCUCUCU
This is a messenger RNA of Macrobrachium nipponense, 7232 nucleotides long. Its product is annotated as cell adhesion molecule Dscam2-like. The record is from RefSeq and is a predicted model, not a curated record. Gene Ontology annotation, molecular function: protein binding. NCBI's taxonomy places the organism in Eukaryota, Metazoa, Arthropoda, Malacostraca, Decapoda, Palaemonidae. Gene Ontology annotation, biological process: cell-cell adhesion.